UCCGCAUCCAUCCGCCCCUGAUCAACCACCUCUUGAAAUUGCAGCCGGAUUGGCACAAGCUCCAAUUGACAAAGGCCUCGAUAAAUUGCGUGAAUUCGUUGACACCAUUCGUGGAAAGAUCUGA
Racocetra persica is the source of this 124-nucleotide messenger RNA. NCBI's taxonomy places the organism in Eukaryota, Fungi, Glomeromycota, Glomeromycetes, Diversisporales, Gigasporaceae. The record is from the annotation of a GenBank genome assembly.